This is a messenger RNA of Dimorphilus gyrociliatus, 2007 nucleotides long. The record is from the annotation of a GenBank genome assembly. NCBI's taxonomy places the organism in Eukaryota, Metazoa, Annelida, Polychaeta, Dinophilidae.
UUGUUAAUCAUUCCUAGAAGAAUUGAACCAUUGAUUAUCAAUAUAUUAGAAAACUGUUUAUUAGUUGGAAAAUUGUCCUUUGAAGAAAUUGAAGAAAAAAUAAAUGUAUAUGACAAAAAUAUCUUUUAGUGCGAUACUACUAUUUGUACCACUAAUCUCUGGAUUUUAUGAAGAUUAUGUAAAUCUUCUUUCACCACACAGGUAUGUUGAUGUAAGUGGUUCAGUACACUUGGGAAUGUAUAAAUUUGGCAAUUUAUUUGAUGACACGUCCUUUAAAUAUAAGACUGAUGCUGGUAGACAAAAUAUAAGCCAAAUUAAAAUAUGGUUUCGAAUUCAAAGUGGAGAACAUUUUAAAUUGCAUAUGUUACGUUUCCUGAAAUUACGUAAUGGACACGAAAAACUGAAUUUUACAUUAACAUUUUUAGAUGAUGCAGAAGAUUAUGUUUUAGAGCAUAACUUUACAAAUGGUUGGAAUGAAAUUGAAUUUUCUAAUGUAACAUUUAUAAAAAGAAUCUACAUAAUUGUAAGCGAAUCAGAAUUUAAUGAUCUAGAAAUUGGUGAAUUUCAAAUUCUUGGCUUUGAUAAAUAUUUUCUAUCAUGUUAUGAAUGGUCUUAUGAAUCAAAACUUAAAGAUUCCUCUGUCUUUUUAUAUGUAAUUGAUAAUUGGAUGUUAUGGGAUGUUUCAAGAAUUGAAAGUGGUUCAACUUGCCAAUCAUCAACUGGUAAUUGUAAAUUAGCCAUAAAAGAUUCUGUUGUCUAUAUUGAUGAAAUGUGGAAACCAUUGGCAACUGAUGAAAAUAUAUUUAUUGAAAUAAAAUUUCAUGAUAGAUACUUAAUUGAACAUAUUAUUGUAAAACAGCCAAUUGAAAAUGAAAUUGAUACUAUAACUAUAAAAUCUGAUGAGAAUUUAAUUGAAAUGAUUGUAAAUAAAUCUAGUUUAUUUACAUCAUUACAAACAAAAUUGACAACAAAAUUUCUUAGAUUUCUAUUUUAUAAGAGCAAUAAUCAGAUAUUUCAUGGUUUGAAUGAAAUUAAAGCAAUUGGUCGUAGAUUAAAACCCAACCAAAUUGUUUGUGAUUCUGCAACAAGUUAUAUAAAAUCAUCUGAUGUGGUAUCAUUAAGUAAUGGUAAAAAGAUGUACAAUCCAAUAUCAACUGACCAAUGUGCUGAAAGUCAUUAUUUCCCCAGUACAAGCAAUUUAAUCUUUAGAAAAUUGAAAUAUCAUUUGGCAGCUAACAGCUUUUUUUGCAAACAAUACCUUACUAUUUUCUGUAAAAAUUAUAAAUCAGAAAAUAUUGAAGGAGUAAUCUUUGCUUCAAAUAAGAAAACAUUAAAAUUUUUAGAUGGAAAAGAAAGUUGCUUUCAUGAUCAAUUUACCAAGUGUAAAUGUAUAGAUAACUUUAAUGGAAGUUAUACUGGGUCUAUAAAUUUAUCAACAAAUGAUUUACCAAUCUUACAAGUUUGUGUUAGUAAAAUAUUUAAUGAUAAUGAAACAUCACAAGUUGAAUUAACAUUUGGUAAAAUGACUUGUUUUGCUAAAAAGGAUUUUCUUCAAUCAAAUAAUCAAGAUAUUGUUGAUAAUAAUUUACAAACUUGUUCAUCCAAUAUUCAAUUUAACAGAAAGUUUGGCAAAUAGUUCUAUGCAAGUUAAUCUAUGGUUUAAAGAGAAUAAAUAUCCAUUCGAUUGUCAAGAUAUUAUGAUUUAUAAGGAAGAUAAUAAUGAAAAUUGUGGUAGUCAAUCACUCAUUCAAUGUCCCUUUCAUGGUUUUGAAAAUUCACAAUUUUCUAUUAAACUAUGUAAAUAUAUUUGUAAAUUUGGAGAAAUUCAUCAUUUACAAAUUGUAAAAAAUUACCAAAAAUACGCUGCUAAUGAUGUGAAUUUGUGUGAAGUAACAGUCAUUUUGUUAGAUAAAAAUAAUUGAAGGAUGAGUAUAUAAGGAGGAAGUAUGUCUGGUUAAUGCAUGUUGUCUAGAGUAGUAUUGUGUAUGCAAUACUGCUGAAUAGUGA